AUGGCGGACGACAACACUGGUGAUGUAGUCUGCGGCAGAGAUGAGGCAGCCUCGGUCGCAUCUACUGUCAGCUGGAACACUUUUCUAUCGCGGACAAAUAUAUCCAGCUUGGACUGCGCCUUGUUUUCUGAGCAGGAAAUAUCAUCUCUUCAUGGCCUCGAUGAUGUUAUCCGAGCGGUUACUUCCCUGGGUCUUCGUCGGUAUCGCUAUGAAGAGAUUGCUAGGGAGGAGAAGGUGGGCGAGGGGGAGACCUAUCUCGUCGAACGCUGUGUUGUGGCAAAUCAAGUUCUCGCCGUCAAGCACCUUAAGACGAACCGCCAAUUAGACGAUCAGACAUCUCACCGACGGCUCAGAGCGGUAAUUCUGGAGCUUCAGAUCUUGAGACACCGACCUCUGCGGAACCAUCCCAACUUUCCUUUUGCCUUCGGAUACGGCUGGAACAUGAAUGGCGGCCAGGUUAUACCUUACCUCCUCGUUCAAUAUGCACCAAAAGGAACGCUACGGCAAUAUGUAAAAUCCAUGUCGUCGUCAAUCCCUCUUCGAGAUUUGCAGAUUCUUGCCGGCGAUGUGGCCUCGGCUCUAUCUGCUCUUCACACAUGCGGUAUUGUUCAUGGUGAUGUGAAGCUCGACAAUGUCCUUGUCGUUCACUCCUGGGAUCGGCCUGCUCAGGCUCUUGCAAAACUUACCGACUUUGGUCAUGCGCUGGUUAUAGACAACAAAUCCAGCAAGCAUGAUGGCAUAAUGAGAUACAAUGCGCCAGAGGUUCACGACCAGGAUACAUUUCCUAUUGACCGAGCCGCUAUGCCACAGUGCGACGUCUGGGCGUUUGGCCUAUUGGUCUGGGAGCUCUGCCUCCUAGGAGAAGAUCAUCUCUCCUAUAGCAUGAGGAAAUGGCCAGAGGUGGAAGCGCAAAUGACGAUGCAGAGAUUAAAUCCGGCGGACGCGAGGCGAUAUGCUAUGGCAUCGGUGCCUAGACGGGUAGAGUAUGUGUUUAUCCGUGCAACCUUGCAUUACACACUCCAAGAAGACCCUACGAAGCGGAUGGCGCAUCUAGAUGCCCUCCCAUUACUUACAGAAUGGAAUGAUGCUAGCAUUAGUGGUCUCGAGUCAGAGCUCGCAUUUCACCUCGAUAGCCCGUCUCCUACAUAUGAAAUGUUUCGGCCCGAAAAUGGCCGUGAGAUUCCCUGGAAACAUGAGGAGCAGAUAUUCCAGGCUCUCGAACGCACAUACUCUAAAAGGCAUGCGAAAGACAAAGCUUUGAUGUCAUGGCAGCUUGCUCUCUGCCACCAUGUCGGCUUUGGUACGCCACGGAAUCCGGCAUCCGCUUGCCAAUAUGCCAAAAUAGCCCAAGACCAAGGACACCCGGUUGCGGUAGCUUUUGCUACGCUACUGGAUCUGGACUCUACGGGGCUGUCAGAACCCUACGUGACAAAGAUCUCGAGACUUCUUCGGUCAACUAUCCCACCUUAUAGUCUACCCCCUGUGAUACAGGCUUGCAUUGACGGUGACUCGGAGAUGCUCAAAAAUCUCCUCUCUCGACAGGAAGAUCCAAACUCCUCGACCAUCGAUGGGUGCACAAUGUUCCAUUGGUUCUUCAUGCUAAAGGACCCAGAAGCCAUGGCGAAGAGCUUGAGGUCUAUGUUUGCGGGACAAGCCCCUCUUCACUCAGACUUACCAUCCUCAUGCCUAAGGAAGGCUCACGAUCAAUGGCCCCUACAGUUACUUGGGACCCCAUUAGGGGCGGCAAUCUCAGUCAACAGUCUACCUGCAGUUAAGGCUUUGAUAACCCUUGGUGCAAAUCCUUUAUCCUACGUUUACCGCAAAGAGGACUUUCCGGUUGGGGAUCUGAGAGUACAAUGGACAGCACUUCAUAUGGCAGCCAAAUACCACUGCAGCGAGAUCCUUCAUUAUCUAAUGUCAUUAAUGCCGAAUACUUCCUUGCUAGCCCUCUCCCCUCUAGCAUGUGCUCUGCCUUUCUCGACAUCACUAGAGCGACUUGCUAUGCAUGGCGCUCAGCGACAAGUGGAGCUCGACAAAACUGUUGCCAUCAUUCACAAGGUCCAGAGUCUCCAGACGGCUCUUCUGAGCGGCAUGACAGCAUUCACACAGGCCAUUGACUUCCAGGAUUAUGACGUGGUCGCUGCGCUUUUGCGUGCUGAGCCCAAGCUUGCGUCACGUCAACUGGCCUCAGUGGAGGACCCAACCGUGUUCAAUCUUCCGAUCCAUCUAGCAGCGCAGCUCGCGGCCAGACGAGACGUUCCUGAAGCCUUGUCUAUAUUGCAACUAAUCAACGACCACACCGAAGAUCUCAAUCCCGAAACAAAACCAUCUCGCGAUUAUCUCGGCAUGACUCCACUUCAUCUCGCCGUCACAGGCCCUUCUAACCGCGCGGCUAACUGGAUAUUGGAACAACGGAUUGGUUUGCUCGAAGUUGAGGACAUUCUGGGGAGGACUGCGUUGCAUUGCUGCGCAUCUGAGGCCAAUCUUGAACUUCUUCUCAGCAGAGGCAGCACCGUCAUGCAUACUGAUAAGUAUGGCAUGAACACUCUCCACAGGGCAUGCCUGCGAGGAGAGCUGGAGCUUGUCCGGGGUCUUCUGAAACACAAACAGCCUCUAGAUUUGAAGAACAACAAGUACGGUACGCCCCUUCACUGCGCUGUAAUCAAUGGGUCUAUUGACGUGGUCGUGGAACUGCUGGAAGCCGGUGCGCCAGUCAACGCGCAAGACAGUAAAGGAAACACCCCGGUUCAUGUUGCUGUUCGUAUGGGAAGAUAUACAAUCCUGAGGAAUUUGCUCAAAAGAGGAGGCAACCGCUUCAUCCAAAAUUUCAACGGAAGGAAUCCGGAAAACCUGGCUUCUAUUAUCGGGGCCCCUCAAGGAGCCGCCGCACUCAGAAUCCUACAGGGCGGCCAAAAACCGAAUUCAGCAGAUUACCUGUUCUCAGAGUCAGCUAAUUUUGAGUUUCUUCCACAUUGGUCGCAUACAGAUGAGGCUCUACCUCCAAAGGUUUCUUGCGACACCAAUAAUAUCGCCCUCGUGGAGCUCUCUGAGAGAAACGCUUCAAGUCUAGAUGAGGCUCCGCUGCCAGAUUUUCCCUGGGAAACCAAUGAUAUCGCUCAGCGAGAGCUCUCAGAAAGCCAUAUUUUAGGUCCAAGUAAGGCUCCGCCUCCAGGUUAUACCUGGGAUAUCGAUGAUUCCACUCAUGAGAGGCUCGCGGAAAGUAGUGUUUCAAGUUUGGAAGAGACUCUGUCUCCGGAUCUUGCCCGGAAAACCGACGAUGUCGCCUACGAGGAGCCCCUUGAAAUCAAUAUAUCAUGCCUGGAUGGGGUUCCGCCUCCGGACUUUGCCUGGGACACUAACGAUGUUGCUUGCGAGACGCUACCUGAAAGUAGUACUUCAAAUCUGGAUGAGAUUAGCACAAUGAGGGAUGAAGAGCUGCCUACAUUUCCCGAUGGCAGGAAGGGGAAGAAGAAGCUUCUUGAAAAGCUUACGAAUGCUAUAGUCGAGGAUAUGGAUUACUUCAAAAGGGGAUCGGCCAAGAGCCUUGAUCCCAUCAGAUUGCAUGCUCAGAUCAUCCCUUAUCUUGACGACUCCAUCUGGCAAGAUAACAAACUGUCUGCUGUUCCUGUUGGAAGAAUUCUGGCCAAAACUGUUCUUGGCAUUAGUAGGGCUAUAGGAAGGAAAUUACCCGAUUUGGUCAAAAUAGAAAGGGACCGUGUUGUGGGUAUGGGCAUAGAUAUGGAUGAUUCUAUCGAUAUUGAGAUGCAACAUGAACAGCCAAUCUCCUCUCCUUCACCUUGGAAAGCCUUUUUCAAAGAUGAGUUGAAGAAAUGGCGUCCUUUUGCUAGGUGGCCAAGGACCCAUUUGCCCCCGAAAAGUAUUGAUAUGGACGAAGUUACGGAAAUUUUCAACGACGAACAGCAGCCGACGACCUCCCCUUCAACUUGGGAAAGUGAACAAGACUUACUAACAAAGCCUGAACCAAAUGUCAUCGACUGGAUACUCGAGAUUGUUGAAAAAACAAAGCCCAGCUGGGCAAUGCCAGGCAGGUCACGACGGCAUUUAGAAAAUAUGAUUACCUGCGAAGUGGCCCGGAUUCUAAUGACAAGCGACACGAGCGCCCUCGGCGAUCCCCUAAGCAAGGCUCCUAUACCAAAGGCCCAUCCGAUUUUGGAAGAUUCUUCUACUUCAGAGGACCGACGGACUAAGCUGCAGCAAAAUAAGUGGCGUUAUGAGCGGGAAGUAAACCAACUUGAUGGUAGAGUUGACUAUAGACGUGAGGAUGAGUAUCUAUAUUUAGAAUACCAUAUUUAG
This is a messenger RNA of Trichoderma aggressivum f. europaeum, 4314 nucleotides long. RefSeq lists its product as uncharacterized. The coding region runs from base 1 to 4314 and encodes 1437 amino acids. Gene Ontology annotation, molecular function: ATP binding; protein kinase activity; protein binding. The record is from RefSeq and is a predicted model, not a curated record. The transcript has 5 exons. Gene Ontology annotation, biological process: protein phosphorylation. Lineage: Eukaryota; Fungi; Ascomycota; Sordariomycetes; Hypocreales; Hypocreaceae.